CACCGAGGUGCAUUUCAGUUGCAGCUCUUUCUCUGCAGGUGGUGGAGGCUUACAAGCAAGGGCUCAGACCCGCCGUUGGCUAUGAGCUCAACCCCUGGCUGCUGCGGCUCGCCAGCUACCGCGCCUGGAAGGCUGGCUACCGCGGGAAGGUCUCCUUCCAGAAGGAAGAUCUGUGGAAGGUGAAUCUUUCCGACUGCUACAACGUGAUCGUGUUCCUGGCCCCCAGCGUGAAACCUCCUCUUGCUGCCAAGCUCCUGGCAGAGCUCCCUGACGAAGCCCGGGUGGUGGCUGGACGCUUCCCCUUCCCCUCCUGGACCCCCACCUGCACCCUGGGGCAGGGGCUGGAGGUGUUCCCGGAGCCAGAGCAGCCGCUGCUCCUGGCCUUGGGCUUUGCUCCGCCGUCCCUUUGA
Molecule: messenger RNA, 410 nt
Organism: Pterocles gutturalis (yellow-throated sandgrouse)
Lineage: Eukaryota; Metazoa; Chordata; Aves; Pterocliformes; Pteroclidae
Gene: ANTKMT
Product: family with sequence similarity 173, member A
Exons: 4
Biological process (GO): regulation of mitochondrial ATP synthesis coupled proton transport; positive regulation of proton-transporting ATP synthase activity, rotational mechanism; peptidyl-lysine trimethylation
Cellular component (GO): mitochondrion
Molecular function (GO): protein-lysine N-methyltransferase activity
Source: RefSeq, a predicted model, not a curated record